GAAAGAUGGCAUCCUUCGUUGCGGCUAGCCGUGCGGCAAUCAAGUUUCUUCAGUUACCAUCAACUGGACUACUCGCUCCGUGCCUGCAGAAUGCGGCUAUCGUCCAUCAGCAGCAGGUGCGACACAGGCGGACGAAGCAUUGGGAACCCAAGUGGAAGCGGUUGCGUAAAGCAAAAUACAUCAAAGUUGACAUACCAAAUCUGAACGAAAGACCCGAGGAUUUGUCGCAAGAGCAGAUGAAAACUCGUAUGAAGGAACGAGGCAUUUUACCUCCCCGUCCAUGGCUAGAGCGGCCCUUCUACAUCAGCUGCACCGGUGGUGUCUUCGAACCGUACGUUCCACCAGAGGGAGACGGGCGGAUGUCGGCGAUUUCGCGAGAAGGUGCCAAGCAAAAGAUUGAACAGUUGGAAAAGAAGACUAAAUCCAUGAUGGCUAUCCGUAAGAUUCGAAAUUACGACGAAGAUUUUGAUACGUCAGAUUUUUCAACGGCUGCACAGGAUAUCUACAUAGAGGCGCACAAAACGUUGUGCGAAAAGAACAAGUACAAGUUACGAGAGAUCGUUACCGAGCGUGCUUACCCGGAGCUGAUGCAUAAUGUGGCCGACAAGACGAUUCGUUGGCAGUUUUUAAAAUCGCUCGAGCCUCCACGUGUUGUUCAUGCUCGUUGCACCGAUGUUAUCACGAAGGAAAACAUUUUCGCUCAGGUAACGGUGCGUUUUCACAGCCAACAAACAUUGGCGAUCUAUGACCGCUUCGGCAGGUUAAUGCACGGCAGUGAAACAAUACCCAAGGAUUGUCUCGAGUACGUUGUAUUUGAGAAGCAUUUAGCCAAUGAGUACGGUGUGUGGAGGUUGCAUGAGAAAAUUAUUCCUGAUUGGAUGCCACCGAAGGCACCGGCUCUUAUCACUUACCGCAUGGACGAUGAACCGGUAGCAGGGGCACCCGAAGAUGAAUCAAAAGAAGUGGAUACUGUGAAAGAGAAUCAGAAAAACGAAGCAGUGUCUACAGCUUGA
Messenger RNA from Anopheles nili, 1013 nucleotides. It is a transcript of the gene mRpL45, whose product is annotated as probable 39S ribosomal protein L45, mitochondrial. Bases 6 to 1013 code for a protein of 335 amino acids. Lineage: Eukaryota; Metazoa; Arthropoda; Insecta; Diptera; Culicidae. The transcript has 2 exons. Gene Ontology annotation, cellular component: mitochondrion. The record is from RefSeq and is a predicted model, not a curated record.